This is a messenger RNA of Paramuricea clavata, 6043 nucleotides long. The record is from the annotation of a GenBank genome assembly. NCBI's taxonomy places the organism in Eukaryota, Metazoa, Cnidaria, Anthozoa, Malacalcyonacea, Plexauridae.
UCAGAUCACAGAGGAAAGAAUUUUACCAGCUGUGUUUUUUCUGCCCACCAAACAAAGUCAAUUACUGGAUGGAUUACUGGAUGAGAAAAAGAUUAUCUUGGUGGAUAAAAUAUGCUGAAAUUCCCGCAGAAUUUUCUUUAGUUGACGAAGAUUGCAGAAAACAGUUCAUUCAGGAUGGUGAUGAGGCCUUGGAAGAUACCAUGGCAGUUCAGGUGAGAUAUUUAGGAUAGAAAUACCAGUCGAAGGUUUUUUGUAGAUGGAUACUUCGAACAGAAGAUUAAUAUGUACAUAGAUAUCUCAUAUCUAUGAUUAUGUACAAUUUUAGAGCUAAAAAUUCAACUAUAUAGGGCCUCUGGCAGGAAUCGAACCUGCGGCUCUGCGAUUCCGGUGCAGCGCUCUAACCAACUGAGUUACAGUGUUUAGUUAUCAAGCUCAAACCGCAACUUAACGUUCUCUGAGACUUCAAGACUAUAGUAGUAUCACAGUCUAUUUAUACUGUAGUGUGGGUGAGGCCAGUAUAAGGUAUGGCUAAAUAUCGAGGUUUCUGGGCAUCUCGAUUUUUUGGCAUAUAUAAUGUUCAGGUCGAAAUUUCCAUCUACAGAACGAGAAAUAAUCAGUGAAAAAACGAGCCCGAAUAGCGUGUAAAUAUCCACCUUCUUUCUAGCCUGCAUGGCAGGCGGUACUUAUACCGCCUGACGCAAAACUGGGUUAAAUGAACUACCGCCCCUGAAGCAUCAAAGCUAUUUAUAGAUGUCAUUAAGUAAAUAUUCAAAAUUAGCCACUCCCAAGUUGCUACCAAGUCUCAACAUAAAAUAUUAAAUUCCUUGAUUAUCAUCACCGCCCGACUGAAUUUUAAAAUCCUCGUGAAAAUGUUUUAUAUUUCGUUUUAUAAUAUAGCAUUUGUAAAUUCUGAACGCUGAUUGGCUAAGGGCCGUGUUGAUAUAACUCCAUGUCAACACGGGAAAUUUUCCGCCGCUUGUAAACAUGGAAAUUUUUCUUAUUCUUCGGGCUUUUGACAUUGCUAUAUUAUAAAACAAAUAUAAAACAUUUUUUCCGUAUUGAUAUAUAGUUAUAUCAACACUCGUGGAAGUUGGGAAAACUCGAAAUUGUAUGAAAACACUCCGCCCUUCGGGCGUCGUGUUUCCACACCAUUUCUCGUUUUCCCAAUUUCCACUCGUGUUGAUAUAACUGUAUAUCAACACGGAAAAUGUUUUAUAUUUGUUAAAUACAAUAUAAAUGUACCGCCCGACAAAAUAAUUCAAGACAGUUAAUUUUUUUAUAUUUUAUAUAGGGUUUUUAGUGCCAAUUUAAACUUCCAAUUUCAAACAAACAGAAUUUUGAAUGAAAUUUCAUUGUAUUUUAAAGAAACUCAGUCAUUCUGUCAUUGUUCGUGGAGAUACGAACUAUUGAUAUAUAAAUUAUAUAAAUAUAAAAUAUAAAAAUAAAUCUCCCACUGUCUUCGACAUUUCAAAGUGUAGACUGUGUCUAGUGAUGAGAAUCAAGGAAUUUAUUUUAUGUGCAGCCUUUAAUAUAAACCAAGCCGCCCGUUUAGCUGCCUUAAAAUGGUAGUUAAUAAGCUCUCAAAAUACAAAGCAUGCAAGUCUAUACUAUAGAUCCAUCAUCAGUCAACGACCAUGCAAACUGAAAGUUUUGAACCUUAUAGAACGAUAGUUUUUAUUUGUUUACAACUAUACAUAUUCAACGGGUAUAUAUUAAGAGUUUAACUGUUAUUUAAUAAUUACUGCAUCAACCGGCCCAUACGUCUAGUUUAUACUUUGGAGAUCUUUGUAGGUUCGUAUAUCUAUCAAGUAUCUUUGGUUCAGAACAUGAUAGGCCUCAGUAUAUGAAAAUCCCACCGUUCGAUUUAGUGAAGAAUUAUAUCCUAAUUUCUAUCGAUAGUUUUAGUAAAAUAUGGCCUUUGAAAGUCAAGCGAGAUCGUAUAUUAUCAAAUUAAUAUACGCGUGUAUUUGUCUGAAAGAAAAUAUAGACUAGCCCAUACCUUUCGCCGAUCAUAACUUCGGCCCCUUCGGACGUAUCUUCUUUGUUAAAUAUUCUUGUUCGAAUCGCUAUCAAAAACACUAUUUGGAGUGUUAUUUUUCAGCUUGUAUCUUUAAAUUUGCUUCUUUUAUUACAGUAUUCCAUUUCUGCAUGGUCUGACUUGUGAUUGUGAACUAAUUUCAAAACGGCAAAACGCAGAGUUUCAAAACAUCAAAACAUUUGGUUAAUGAUUAACAUUUAACCGAAUUUAGCCGUUGAUUGACAACUACAUAAAAAUACUAACCAAGCCGUUUUUUCCGUUCACCAGCGGACGGGUAAUUCAAAAACCCCUAGUUUUGUGGCAGACGGUAUUUCCUUUGCCUCCCUAAUUUUCGCUGCCUGUAGAAAUACCGCCUGCCACGCAGGCUACCUUCUUCCAGUUCUCUAUUACUACCACAAGUGUUUCUGUCCUUGUAAAGACAUCAAGGAAAAAUGUCUUCUGACUAUUUCUUUUAUAAUAUAACUGAAGAAAAGUUUUUAUAGCCAUUUUUCAUAUCGAUUAAUUUACAAAUUCUCAUUACUCUAGCAUAAAAUCCACUUGAUCGGUUGCCUAGUGGCCUUUACUCGUUAAUUUGGGUUUAAAAUAGUCAAGUUCUUGUGAGAAUUCCGUUUUUGUCUUGCGGUUCCUUUAUUUCCUCAAAAAACUAGUAUUACCAUUUAUCAGACUUUUCGAUUACAGUACGUGUUAAAAUUGUGCUGUGUACGUUUUAAAAAAUCGAAGCUGUGCACUGGAAAUUUCCCGAUGAAAUUUGAAUGAAAUCCCUAAAUGAGAUUUAUCCCUGAAAAUGUUGGGUGAAUGGGGAAAAUUUAGUCGAAAUACUAACACUAAGAUCUCAUAUUCUUGAUACAAUCUGCCAAUUCAGCCCGAAAAGCUCGUGUUGGCGUCACCAUAGAAACUGGGCGGACACUUGCUUAGGUAUUGUAUUACCGCAAUAAAUAAAUAUCUUGUUUUAAAACGCGCUAUAGUACAGUAAACCAAACUUUCUCAUGGCAGCGUGAAUUGUAUUUUGUAAUCCGUGACAAACAACCAAGUGAACAUGCCAUGUCCCUUUAAUUAUUGUUGUUAUUAAUAAUUAUUUUUGUAAUUAUAUCGAACUUUUUUGCGUUUCUCUUGGCUGUUCGAGAUAGCGGAUUCUACGCAGUAAUAUACGAUUUACGCGCUUUUGAUAAAAUGUGUUUAACUUGUGUAGCAUUUUGAUUGUCUUUGGAAGGGCUCGUAGGAGUUGACAGGUCAGAAAAGGUACUUGAGCAGUCACAAAUGGAACUGAGCGAUCACCAUAAUCGGUGUAUCAUGAAAUGUUAUAUACAUAAAAAAAUAUUUUAACACGCUUGCCCCAACAACAAAGGAUGAUGUGCAUUGAGGCGUGAACAGAUUAAGGCCGUUUUCCACUUCGCCCUUAGGCGUACCGUACCGAAACGUGCUGGUGAGCAUGCGUAUAUUGAAUAUAGAUUGAUAAAUUUACGUACUUCCGGAUGCCAUAGCGUAUCAAAAUGAAAAAUUUGUCGCAAGUCAACGUUUUGGCGUGUACUACGGAAGUAUAUUAAGAGGUACAAGUAAUUUCGCCCUGAAUUAAGAAAAAAUGUCAUCAUUAGCCAAUCGUAUUUGAGUAAUUUUGCCCGGCCUCUAUAUGAUUAUUUAUGUAUAACCUUUAUUUAUUUAUUUUUAUUUAUUUACUAGCUUUGUCAGAAAUGACUGGUGAUCCCUACAGGGCUUAUUGCCCCAUUCACAGGGUCCCUUAACCUGCAGUGUCUCAAGGUUUUACUCGCCUAAUGACAUGCGAGCAAUUCCAACAACCAACUUUUUACAAAUAAUUUCAACAUGUACACGUGCAGUAUGAGCCCUAAAAUAUGGAGGUGUUAUGUUCAAGGAAAAAGGCGGUGGAUGUUAAUGCCUCAACUGAGUUGUUACUUAACUCAAGUUCGUUCGCAGACGAUAGUAUAAACUAAAGAUGGAUUUUGUUUCCUUUAGUUUAAUUUCCCCUGGGGAAAAGAAGCUGUCGAGAGUAUUUCAAGUUAUUCAGACGUGCGGAAAUUAAUAAAGAAUGACUCGUGCCAUGAUGAAGAUUUGGGCGUUGUCCUAGCAACCUUAAGCGUGGAAAGAGGUAUGGUACUCAUCAAAUUCACUUCAACUGAGAUGAGAACAAUAAUUACUCCAACGACUGUGAACGCGACGGCGAUGGCAAACGAAUAUGUUAGGCAAAUGAUUGCUAGUGAUUGACCGAUAAUCGGUAUAUCGACAUCCGGCCGAGUUUUGCCUUAUCGGUAGACAAUCCGAGAUUCAGAAUCGGUAGACCGAUCGUCUAAAACCAAUUGUUGAGAAAAUACGCACUUUAAUUAAAAAAAAUAUAGGCAUUUUGACGCAAUAUGUUCAAUUAAUGUGUGAAGCGUGCCAUUUAUUAACGGUUUUAACGAUCUUUGGUUGCGGUAACAUUUUACGUUAGAAAUUAUCGUUAAAAAUGGACAUGAAUGACGUCCUUUACUCGGUCGACUGAUAUUAUGACGUCAUUAUAAAAUCGAGAUCGGUAUCGGGUAGAUUGUGGCAUGAAUAAUCGGUCAUCGAUAAUUUCCCAUUGUUGCCCAAUCGGUCAAUCACAAUGAUUGCAGAAUAAAACUUGUCGUCUAUUAUCCAUCGUAUGAAUACUAAUACAGUUUAAAGACUGAGGUUAACAUUGAAGUUAAUGAUUAAGAAAGUUUUAGGACCCAACUGAAAGUACAAGUUGUUCCAGCUUGAAAUGUAAGCCUUGUAUUCUAGACGUGCUAAUGUGUAUUUUGCCGUUGUAAACAGAGCAUUAUUAGCGACGUCUAAAAGUUCUGUGGGAUUUUUAGUUGUUUAUUUCAUUCUCUUGUAUAAAUAUGAUUUUAUUAGCCGUCCUCGUUGCACUUUCGACCGGCCCGUCGACACUCGUAACAACAGUACUCCUCUAUAAUUUUAAAAGUGUAAAAUUCAAGGUUGCUUCUUGUCACGUUCCCGUACUAGAUUAAGCAGUAGAGACCUUACGAUUUAGGACGCGACGGCAACGGCUACCAAUACAAUGAAUCAUUGAAGAGAAUUGAAUAAUUACGAUAUAUGAAUAAUUUAGACUUGUCCUUCGCUCUGUUUUACAACGCCAAUCGCAGAUUUUCACGUCUUGAUACAACAGCUGCAUUUUAAGCUGCAACAAGUGCAACUUCAAACUGGGUUCAGCAGAACUCUCCCCAACCAUAAAACCCAUGUCUUCAACUUCUAAGACUGUAUUAAAUUCAUACGAUUGAUAAUAUACGACCAAUUAUCUUUACUACCAUUUAUUUGAAGGAGUUUGUUUUGGCCGUCGUCGUCGCAUCACCGUCCUAAAAUCGUAAGGUCUCUAUUGCUUAAGUUCGCUAUUCACGUUCCUGUAGUCCUUAAUUUACGGUAACGAAGAUGAUGGCUGGGUACGCAAAUUUCAAAUAUUUUAUGAGGUCAUUUGGAAAGAAGAAUGAGGAAAGACUUCACAAGAAUGAAGGCACGAUAUAUAUAGCCACGGCACAAUGGUUUUGCCGUUUCAUUAUGUUUUCAUUGGAAAAUUUUUAUGUCUUUGCUGUUUGAAAAACAACUAUAUAAUAACAAUAGGAAACUUUUCUCCAUAAAAAAUCAACAAAAACACACAUACAUCAAAACUAGCAAAAAUCUACCACGAAGUCGCUAAUGAGAUAUUUAAUAUUUUUCAUAGGAAUUCUUGCAUAUCUGUUGGACGCAUACCAUGAGAAUGAAUACCUUAAUUCCAAGGGCAACAAAAAAACACACAGUAAGCUGAGAUUGCAUCCAUCAUUGGCUCCCGUGAAGGUUGCUGUACUUUCAAAUAAAGCUCUCAAUACUGAAUUAGGUCGAGUGGCUCGACAGCUUGCGACUGAAUUACGCCAAGCAGGUAAGGCUGCUUUCCACAAUUCUGCUGUUUUGGCGGACUUGUUCGGGUAAACAACAUUAAAUGACUUUCGCUAACCAUGACAUAUUUCUUGUUAAUUAAUACAACUGAUGGAUGUUCUAGAG